CCACAGCUGAUGGGGGUGAUGAUUCGCCUUAUAGUGAGAGGACGGCGACACCUCGGGAUGAUAUUUCGCCGGCGAGGUGGAGUGAUCUUAAAGCUUACAGUGGCAAAAAUUUUAUUUUUUCAGAAGAUUAAAGCUUGGUGUCAACUUCCUAAUGGUGAUUGGGCAUUAGGGAAAGUUCUUUUGACUUCUGAGGAAGAGUCUGUCAUUUCUCUUCCUGAUGGGAAAAGACUGAAGCUGAUCACUGAGGCUCUGUUGCAUGCAAAUCCGAGUAUCCUUGACGGUGUAGAUGAUCUCAUGCAACUGAGUUAUUUAAAUGAACCAUCAGUUCUCUACAAUCUGCAAUAUAGAUAUGCUCGUGAUAUGAUUUAUACUAAAGCUGGACCAGUGUUAGUUGCUAUCAACCCCUUUAAGGAUGUACAUUUGUAUGGCAGUGAUUUCAUUGAUGCAUAUAGGCAUAAAGUGAUGGAGCAUCCACAUGUGUAUGCUAUUGCAGAUACAGCCAUUCGUGAAAUGACAAGAGAUGAAAUCAAUCAAUCAAUUAUUAUAAGUGGAGAAAGUGGUGCAGGGAAAACGGAAACAGCAAAAAUAGCAAUGCAAUAUUUGGCUGCACUUGGAGGGGGCAGCGGAAUAGAGAAUGAAAUUCUCCAGACCAAUCCGAUACUUGAAGCGUUUGGCAAUGCAAAGACAUUAAGAAAUGACAAUUCUAGUCGUUUUGGAAAGCUUAUUGACAUUCAUUUCAGCUCUGUUGGAAAGAUUUCAGGCGCCAACAUUCAAACUUUUCUACUUGAGAAGUCAAGAGUGGUCCAAUGUGCUGAAGGUGAACGUUCAUACCACAUAUUUUAUCAGCUCUGUGCUGGUGCUCCUUCAACUCUUAGAGAGAAACUAAAUUUGAAAAGUGUGGAUGAAUACCGAUACUUGAAGCAGAGCAAUUGUUUUUUGAUUUCUGGAGUUGAUGACGCUGCAAGAUUUCGUGCUGUUCUGGCAGCUAUGAAUGUAGUCCAUAUCAGCAAGAGCGAUCAAAAUAUUGUAUUUGCAAUGCUUGCUGCUGUUCUAUGGUUGGGUAAUAUCUCAUUUGCUAUUGUCGAUAAUGAGAACCAUGUUGAAGUGGUGGAGGAUGAAGGUGCAUACAGUGUUGCCAAACUUAUUGGAUGUGACAUUAAGGAUUUGAAGUUGACCUUGUCAACUCGUAACAUGAGAGUUGGCAACGAUAAUAUUGUGCAAAAGCUUACUCUUUCACAGGCAAUUGGUACAAGGGAUGCAUUGGCAAAGUCUCUGUAUGCUGGUUUAUUUGAGUGGCUGGUUGAGCAAAUUAAUAAGUCAUUGGAAGUGGGCAAGCGUCUCACAGGCAGAUCUAUAAGCAUUCUAGAUAUAUACGGUUUUGAAUCUUUUGAAAAGAAUAGCUUUGAACAAUUUUGCAUAAAUUAUGCAAAUGAAAGACUACAGCAACAUUUUAAUCGCCAUUUGUUUAAGCUAGAGCAGGAGGAAUACAUCCAAGAUGGGAUAGACUGGACAAAAGUGGAUUUUGAGGACAACCAAGAUUGUCUGCAUCUUUUUGAGAAAAGACCAUUGGGAUUAUUAUCUCUUUUGGAUGAGGAGUCUACUUUUCCAAAUGGUAACGAUUUGACUUUUGCAAACAAACUUAAGCAGCAUCUUUCUUCAAAUUCUUGCUUCAAAGGAGAAAGAGGGAAAGCAUUUAGUGUCACUCAUUUUGCAGGAGAGGUGGUAUAUGACACAUCAGGGUUUCUGGAGAAAAACCGAGAUCUUUUACACAUGGAUUCUAUUCAAUUACUUGCUUCCUGUACAUGCCACCUUCCUCAAAUAUUUGCAUCCAAAAUGCUUAUGCACUCUGAAAAGGUGAUGGGCAACGUAUAUAGAUCCAGUGGAGCUGAUAACCAAAAACUGAGUGUUGCGACGAAGUUUAAGGGACAAUUAUUCCAACUAAUGCAGAGACUAGAAACAACAACUCCUCAUUUCAUACGCUGCAUUAAGCCAAACAACUUGCAACUGCCUGCAACUUAUGAACAAGGACUAGUAUUAAAUCAACUGAGAUGUUGCGGAGUCCUAGAGGUGGUAAGAAUAUCCAGGUCAGGCUAUCCAACCAGGAUAUCCCAUCAAAAGUUUGCCAGAAGGUAUGGAUUCCUACUUCUUGAGAAUGUUGCGUCUCAAGACCCACUGACUGUCUCAGUGGCAAUUCUCCACCAGUUUAACAUUCUCCCUGAGAUGUACCAAGUUGGCUAUACAAAACUAUUUUUCCGAACUGGACAGAUUGCUGAGCUUGAAGAUACAAGAAAUCGUACUCUCCAUGGGAUUCUGCGGGUUCAAAGCUGUUUCAGAGGACAUCAAGCUCGUUGUUAUGUGAAGGAACGGAGGAAAGGCAUUGUUACAUUGCAGUCAUUUAUUCGAGGCGAGAAAGAAAGAAAGGCCUAUACAAUCUUGAGACAGAGCCACCGAGCUGCUACUGUUCUACAACGAAAUUUAAGGUCGAAAAUUGGUAGGAAAAAGUUUUUGAGUGUGCGUGAUGCCUCAAUAGUUAUACAGUCCAUCAUUCGUGGAAGGCUUGUUCGAAAAUGCUCAGGAGACCUUGGUUUACUAUAUACUAUCCGUAAAGCUGAAGAAACUAUGGAGACUGAGCCUGGCGAGGUGCCAGUCAGGGCAUCCGUUCUGGCUGAGCUCCAACGGAGAAUCCUAAAAGCUGAAACUGCACUAAGAGAAAAGGAAGAAGAGAAUGACAUCCUCCAUCAACGACUCCACCAGUACGAAGCUAGAUGGUCAGAAUACGAAGAAAAGAUGAAAUCCAUGGAAGAAGUCUGGCAGAAACAGAUGAAAUCCCUACAAUCAAGCCUCUCCAUCGCCAAGAAAAGUCUGGCCUUGGACGACGUUGAAAGAAGAUCUGAAGCAUCGGGAGCAGGGGUGGAGCUAGGAGACCGAAGCUGGGAUAGCAACGGGACCCACGUUGCAUCUCGACUCACUCCAAGAGAGAUGAGCGCGAGUCUAAACGUGAUCAGUCGCCUCGCGGAGGAGUUUGAGCAACGGAGUCAGGUUUUUGGUGAUGACACGAGUUUUCUAAUCGAGGUCAAGUCAGGGAAGGCAGAGGCAAGUUUGAACCCUGAGAGAGAGCUGAGGAGGCUCAAGCAGAACUUUGAACUGUGGAAGAAGGAUUACAGCGUGAGGCUUAGAGAGGCAAAGGUUGUAAUUCAUAAGUUGGGAAGUGACGAAGUUUGUUCGGACAAGGCAAAAAAGAAAUGGUGGGGGAGGUUGAAUAGCAGCACGAGAAUGUUGUGAAAUUAUUUUUGAAUUUUGAUUUUUUUGUCAUAUGUAUAUGAAAUUGAAGGGCUAGACGUAUUUUAUGAUAAUAUGUAUGUCAUCAGCCUUUCCUUCUUCUUCUUCUUAAUUUGCUUCUUGUUUGUUUUGUU
Molecule: messenger RNA, 3413 nt
Organism: Asparagus officinalis (garden asparagus)
Lineage: Eukaryota; Viridiplantae; Streptophyta; Magnoliopsida; Asparagales; Asparagaceae
Product: myosin-1-like
Exons: 24
Coding region: 10-3282 (1090 amino acids)
Biological process (GO): actin filament organization; vesicle transport along actin filament
Cellular component (GO): actin cytoskeleton; vesicle; myosin complex
Molecular function (GO): microfilament motor activity; ATP binding; actin filament binding
Source: RefSeq, a predicted model, not a curated record